AUGGAACCUUCAUACAGGCUUUACUUCAAGGGUUUGUUUAUCGAGGAAACAACGGUAUUACCGGCAGGAUUUGGGGUUGGAAUUUGCGGUGACAAGGAUGAUCUGGUUUUUGACAUGAAGAGACCAAUUCAUGAGCCCUCCAUUACAGUUUUGGAGGCUGAGCUUAUAGCAUUGAAGUGCGGAUUAAGAGAAGCUGUGAGUAUGCGGAUCAAAGAUAUCUCAAUUUGCUGUGAUGAUGAUCAGAUUUUCGAACUGGUCAUGGGGAGAUCUACGCCGGAGCAAGAAAGCAUUGCCCUGCUAAUGCGUGAUGUACAAGGCAUCAGAAAAUAUUUAAGGUCUAGCAUCCCUGUCAUGUUGACUCGAAAUCACGCCAAUUUUGCUUACGAAUUUGCAAUAGAAGCAAUCAUAGAGAUGCCUGUGCCUGUGCCUGCUCAGAAAGAGAAUUGCAGUAUCUGUAUGGAAGAUGGCAUCAAUGCUGAUCAGAUGUUUCAUGUUGCUAAAUGUGGUCAUAUGUUUUGUUCCGACUGUAUGAGAAGUCAUAUAGAGGCGCGACUAGCUACGAGAUAUAAAAUGAGGUGUCCUGGUUAUCGGUGCAAAUCUCUGCUGACUUUUGGACGUUGUGUCAACAUUUUGACACCUGAACUAAAAGAGAAGUGGGAACAAAUGAUCAAAGAAGACUUGAUUCCUGUAACGAAUAGAGUGUAUUGCCCAAACCCUAGGUGCUCGGCUUUAAUGUCGGUUGCCGACUUCUCUGGACUUAUGGGAGUUAGGAGAUCCUGUGUGAAAUGCGGUGAACCAUUUUGCAUCAACUGCAAAGUUCCUUGGCAUAUUAACUUAUCUUGCCGCCAGUACAAGAGGUUACAUCCAAAUCAUACAGAAAACGAUGGAAAGCUAAGGGAUCUAGCAGAUGAGGAGCGCUGGCGUCAAUGCAGAAUGUGUCAACACAUGAUUGAACGUUCUUCUGGAUGCCACAGCAUGACUUGCAGAUGUGGACAUGAAUUUUGCUAUCAUUGUGGAGCCGAUGCUGGACUUUGCUACCAUGGUCAUAACUUUCCUCGACCCAGGUUGAGGAACCCAACGCGGAUGCGCUUCUGUUUUGGUUUCUGUUAA
Camelina sativa (false flax) is the source of this 1110-nucleotide messenger RNA. Its product is annotated as E3 ubiquitin-protein ligase RSL1-like. The record is from RefSeq and is a predicted model, not a curated record. NCBI's taxonomy places the organism in Eukaryota, Viridiplantae, Streptophyta, Magnoliopsida, Brassicales, Brassicaceae. Gene Ontology annotation, molecular function: ubiquitin-protein transferase activity; nucleic acid binding; zinc ion binding. Gene Ontology annotation, biological process: protein ubiquitination.